Molecule: messenger RNA, 1171 nt
Organism: Limulus polyphemus (Atlantic horseshoe crab)
Lineage: Eukaryota; Metazoa; Arthropoda; Merostomata; Xiphosura; Limulidae
Product: acylpyruvase FAHD1, mitochondrial-like
Exons: 4
Coding region: 211-945 (244 amino acids)
Cellular component (GO): mitochondrion
Molecular function (GO): acetylpyruvate hydrolase activity
Source: RefSeq, a predicted model, not a curated record
UAUAGUUUAUUAGAUUAAAUUAGGUGAAUCGAUUUUUAAGUUUUAAUAGGUUUGAGCUGCAAUAUAUAUUUUGAAAUUGAUAGUUUUUCAUGAGCAAGAAUGCGUCUGAGCAGAUUUGUCGAAUUUGGUAGAAAGAUUAUAGGAGUUGGGAGAAAUUAUAAGCUUUGGGCUCCACUCUUUCUGCUGAGGAGGUUUCAGUCUUAGUUCAUCAUGAGUUGGAGUCCAUCAUGUGGCCUGCUGUGUCUCCUGGCCCAAGACCAGACAUACCAUAUCCUGGGGAACCUGGUCAGGACAAGAAGGGUUUGGAUAGCUUCUUUCCAACAUUUUCCUUUGCUGUGCAGUCCCAGACACCAUGCUGCUGAAAUGAAAAGUGUUGUUCCUGACAAGCCACUUCUCUUUUUAAAACCUCCCACUGCAUUUAUUACAGAAGGAAAUCCCAUCAAAGUACCCAGAGGAUGUCAUGAGCUGCACCAUGAAGUUGAACUUGGUGUCAUCAUUGGUCGGAAAGGUAAAGACAUUUCAGAGAUUGGAGCAAUGGAUUAUGUGGGUGGAUAUACUCUAUGUCUAGAUAUGACUGCAAGAGAUCUUCAGGAAGAAGCUAAGAAAAAUGGUCUCCCUUGGACUGUUGCUAAAGGAUUUGAUACAUCUUGUCCAGUUGGUUCUUUUCUUCCUAAAGAGCAGGUUGCUGACCCACAUAAUCUGCCCUUGUGGUGUAAUGUAAAUGGACAGAUGCGACAAGAAGGUUCAACUGCUGACAUGGUGUUCCGUAUUCCUACUUUAAUUAGCUAUAUAAGUAGUUACUUUACUCUUGAACCAGGAGAUGUAAUUUUAACUGGAACACCUGCUGGUGUUGGGCCUGUUCAGCCUGGAGAUAUAGUUGAAGCUGGCCUUGGAAGCUUAAUCAGAAUGUCAUUCAAAGUCCAAGUUGAAGAAAAAAGUAUGUAGUUCCCUUAGCAAAGUAAAAUCUAUUAAUCAAUUUGAUAAUGUUCACAUACGAAUGAUGCUAUUUAAAUAAUUCAGCUGCGCAGAACUCUAAAUGCAGUUCAUUAACUCUGUGGGUUUAGCUGCAUAACACAACAGAAAAUUAUAUGCAACAUGUAGAGGGCUUCCAUUCACUGCCUUAGAAUUACUGUAUUUUGCUGCAUACUGAAUAAAGGACGUGGUCAGUAAA